Molecule: messenger RNA, 4483 nt
Organism: Pogona vitticeps (central bearded dragon)
Lineage: Eukaryota; Metazoa; Chordata; Lepidosauria; Squamata; Agamidae
Gene: PLEKHA5
Product: pleckstrin homology domain containing A5
Cellular component (GO): cytosol
Molecular function (GO): phosphatidylinositol-3,5-bisphosphate binding; phosphatidylinositol-4-phosphate binding; protein binding
Source: RefSeq, a predicted model, not a curated record
ACUCACACAGGCAGGAGGAUGCUUUUUCUUAGUGCCAAAGCUCAGCACAGCUCAUUGGGGAGUAGCUACAAGAGAAAAAGGUUGUGUCUCCUUAUCUUUCCAAGUGUUGUUUCAUCCAGGCUUUCUCUGAAGGCUGUCAUAAUGAACGAAAAGUGACUUGCAAACAUCCGGUGACUGGGCAGCCAUCACAAGACAACUGCAUUUUUGUUGUGAAUGAACAGACUGCAGCAACUAUGACAUCUGAAGAAAAGAAAGAUCGGUCGGUAAACAUGAUAAGUGAAGCUGCACACUAUAAUUUGACAUCAGAGUAUGCUGGACAUCCAAUGAGUCCUCUGGGCAGAACAUCACGCUCUUCAAAGAAAGUUCAUAAUUUUGGCAAGAGGUCGAAUUCCAUAAAAAGGAACCCUAAUGCACCUGUUGUUAGACGAGGCUGGCUUUAUAAGCAGGAUAGCACUGGUAUGAAACUCUGGAAGAAACGGUGGUUUGUUCUUUCGGAUCUGUGCCUCUUCUACUAUCGAGAUGAAAAAGAAGAAGGAAUAUUGGGGAGCAUACUUCUUCCCAGCUUUCAGAUAUCUAUGCUGUCUCCUGAAGACCACAUCAAUCGCAAGUACGCUUUUAAGGCAGCUCAUCCAAACAUGAGGACCUAUUAUUUCUGCACAGAUACAGGCAAGGAAAUGGAGCUGUGGAUGAAAGCUAUGAUAGAUGCGGCUCUUGUACAGACAGAACCGGUGAAAAGAGUAGAUAAGAUAACUGCUGAAAAUACACCUCCUCGGGAAGUUAAUAACAUUGCAAACCACCGGGUGCUAAUUAAACCAGAGGCACAGAAUAAUCAGCGAAACAGAGAAGUGAACAGAGGAGAAGACAAAAAGGCCUUAGAAGCAGAAAAAUACGGUUUUCAAAAAGUUGGGCGUGAUAGACCCUUAACCAAAAUCAACAGUGUGAAACAGAAUUCCGAGUACGGGACCUUGCCAGUAAGCUCAGUUCCGCCCGGACAUUAUCGGCCCAUUCAUUUAAAUGGGUCUGAGAAAGCUGUCAACCUUAUUAUGGGAGAUGUUGGAGAUGGAAUCCAUCACAACACUAUUCACUCACACAUAGAAUCUGAACGUGUCAUUCAGAGAACUAAUUCCAUGCUGCAGUUGGAACAGUGGAUUAAAAUACAGAGGGGAAAGGGGCAAGAUGAAGAAACGAGAGGCAUCAUUUCCUAUCAGACCUUACCAAGAAACAUGCCAAGCCACCGAGCCCAAGUUGUACCUCGGUAUCCAGAAGGUUAUCGAACUCUGCCAAGAAACACCAAAACCAGGCCAGAAAGUGUCUGCAGCGUAACGCCAUCGAUGUAUGACAAGACCCUUGGCACAUUGCCAGCUGACGACAAAAGGAGAUCCAUGCGGGAUGAUACCAUGUGGCAACUCUACGAAUGGCAACAGCGGCAGUUUUACAAUAAGCAAACAACUCUUACUAGACACGGUACUUUAAGUAGUCCCAAAACCAUGAUUAAUAUAGCUGAUCAAACAAUGCAUUUGAUUCCCACAUCACCUUCCCAUGGUUCAAUAGCAGGUUUCCAAGGCUAUUCACCUCAGAGGAACUACAGGUCCGAAGUCUCCUCCCCCGUGCAAAGAGGAGAUGUAACAAUUGACCGCAGACAUAGGCCGCACCAUUCAAAGCAGCAUGUCUUUGUGCCUGACAGAAGGUCGAUGCCAGCAGCUCUGAGUGUACAGCCUAUUACUCCCCAGAGCUUGCAAGGCAAAACGCCAGAGGAGCUGACGCUCCUGCUUAUAAAGCUGAGAAGGCAGCAAGCUGAACUGAGUAGUAUCCGGGAACAUACGUUAGCACAACUCAUGCAACUAAAACUUGAGGCCAGCAGCCCAAAGAAUGAGAUUCUUUCUCAUCACCUUCAAAGGAAUGCAAUAUAUUUGGAUCACCAGAUGAAAGAGAAUGAACCUUUAAUCAUCAUGGUUCACACUAUGAUUGAGAACUCGGCGCUAAGACCACAACUGUACCACCAACUGACACAAGAUGAAUGUAGGGGUUCUCUGUACAAAUACAGAUCAGAAGAGUUGGAUAUUGAUACUAAGCUGAGCCGAUUAUGCGAACAAGACAAAGUGGUGCAAGCCCUUGAAGAGAAGCUUCAGCAGCUGCACAAAGAAAAAUACACGCUUGAGCAAGCUUUGCUGUCAGCCAGUCAGGAGAUAGAAAUGAAUGCAGAAAACCCAGCCGCCAUACAAAACGUCAUCUUACAGAGGGAUGAUUUGCAGAAUGGACUUCUUAGCACUUGUCGAGAAGUGUCUCGAGCUACUGCAGAGCUUGAGAGAGCUUGGCGGGAAUAUGACAAGCUAGAAUAUGAUGUGACCGUUACCAAGAACCACAUGCAGGAACACCUGGAGCGCCUUGGAGAAGUUCAGAAUGAGUCGGCGGGCAUACAGCGUGCUCAGAUUCAAAAGGAGCUUUGGCGAAUUCAGGAUGUCAUGGAAGGUUUGAGUAAACACAAGCAGCAAAGGAACAGCACCACAGAGGCAGGUAUCUUAGCAUCAAAGGCUUUUUCAUCUAAGUAUAAAAAUGAGGAAGAGGAAGUAGUCCCACCUCGUCCUCCACUCCCUCGGUCCUAUGACUUUGCAGAGCAUCCUCCCAUAAUCCCCCCUCUGCCCAGUGAUAGCAGCUCCUUGCUCUGUUAUAGCAGGGGCCCAGUACAUCUACCUGACGAGAGGAAGAUUCACCAAGUUCAAGGAUACCAAAGAAAUGGAGCACACUGUGGUCCAGAUUACCGGCUUUAUAAAAGCGAACCUGAGUUAACAACUGUGGCAGAAGUUGAUGAAUCAAAUGGGGAAGAAAAGGGGGAGCCACUUUCUGAGUCAGAAACCUCUGCGACCAAAGGCUCACAUUUUCCCAUUGGAGUUGUUCCUCCCAGAACAAAGUCACCAACUCCAGAGUCUUCAACGAUAGCUUCUUAUGUGACCUUAAGGAAAACAAAAAAGAUAGAUCCAAGAACGGAAAGGCCAAGAAGUGCAGUGGAACAGCUAUGCUUGGCAGAAAGUACUCGCCCCCGAAUGACUGUGGAGGAGCAGAUGGAAAGAAUAAAGAGACACCAGCAGGCUUGUCUGCGCGAGAAGAAGAGAGGACUAAACAUCCUUGGUGUCUCAGAUCUGUCCCCUUCACAAAGCCCAUCCCUUGCCAUUGACAAUCCUUUUAAGCUCUCCCAGAACCAAAGGAAGGACGAUUUUGUGUGCAUUCCUAAAGAAUUAGAGUAUGUCAGAGUAAAUGAUUUGGGCCAAAGCCAUCAGAAUUGUUCAGAAGAGACACCAUGGCUGGAAGAAAACGAUCAAGCAAAUGAAUAUAACUCUGAUUUUAUUACACAGUUGCCAAACAGUGAAAGCCCACUGUCGCCAGAUGUGCUAGACCCAAAGAAGGAGAAUUUUCAACACACAACACCCAUAGAAGUGGGAAGAGCACAGGAUGCUGACAGCAGCUUGAAGGAUGAGGCCCCAGUAGAAAACCACAAACCUGAGAGCAGUACAGAAGAAAGUGAAGACACCAGCUUUCAAGAACAGCAGGAAGAUUUGCUUUCUUCUUUCGAGAUGCCAGCACAGACAUCAAGAGGAAAUUCAACAACAGCAGCUCUCCCAGCUUCUGCAGAAACCAUUCACGGCUGACUUACAGAAUGGACCGAUGAAAAUUCGAAGACCUUGUACAGUCGGAUUUUAUGAAAUCUAUGAAAGUUGUAGUUUUGAUGCUUUGGGCCAUAAUAGAGCAGCAUCUUUAUCACUUCAUGGAAAAUGUUUAUUCCAAGAGAGCUUUAAAUACCCCAUGGUACCCUCGAUAAGUUGGAGGUUGUUCUUCUGACACCAACCUGCUGCUGUGAAUACCAUCCACAUAGCUAAAUGUUCGUUUUUCAUGUGCGGCCUACAAUCAGAACCUUCACUAGUGGGCUUCCCCUGGUGUGUGGUUUUUAAUUAUGACUUCAGUUAAGUUCUUUUUAGCUUUCUGUGUUGGUUUACUUUUACAAACCACCCUUUGGACCUCAUUUCUGCUUUUUAAAAAGGAUCAUGUAUUGUUUUCACUUUUUCAUUUGUAAAUGUUCACUCCCUAUUUAAAAUGUGCCAUUUUUAAAAAUUCAUGCUGAGUUAAGGUGUGCCCUAUUCCUGCUCUGUAAUUAUUUCUCAGUCAAGUUGCAACGUCAGUUACUGCCAUACUGUUGUCAACAAAUACAGGAAUGUUAGUGUUUACUUUUCUCUAGCUUUUUUUUAAUGAAGGUUUAGGGUUCUUGAGGUACUGAGUUCUUCCUCUGUUGGAAUAGGGUGUGUACAGCAAUAAGCAGGUCUUCAGUUUUCAGUUAAGUUUGUGUACAAAUGUAAUUAUGUUCAUUGUGUAUAUACUAUACAAUGAGCACAACCAAUGUAAGUAUAAGAAGCCACUUACUAUUGUUCAAAUACAAAAUGUUCAUAUCUCAUUCUUUUAUAUCAUGUUAUAAAUAAAUGUUGAUGUUCUUAAA